Messenger RNA from Dendroctonus ponderosae (mountain pine beetle), 1005 nucleotides. RefSeq names its product glycine-rich protein 5-like. Bases 676 to 954 code for a protein of 92 amino acids. Lineage: Eukaryota; Metazoa; Arthropoda; Insecta; Coleoptera; Curculionidae. The record is from RefSeq and is a predicted model, not a curated record. The transcript has 3 exons.
CACACAUACACACUGCACAUACAAACACACUGUAUAUGCAAAAUAAACUCUACUGGGCAUCUGGAGGGAGUCCCGAAACCCAUAGAAUCGAUCCUACGCCGCACGAUGCCAAUAAUCUAAAUCCGAAGAACCGUUCUGCCAAAAAAACCGGUAGACCAGGUACAUUUCAAAGAAAAACAGUCGGCAAAGAUCAAGGUCGCGGUAGGUUCGAUGGUAUCUACUGCUGAAGAUGUUGAAUGUACGCGCAAAGAAGGGCAUAGAGUGAGCAGUUCAGGCUCCAAGCCACUUGGAAUUCCCGAUCUAAACCCGCGCGUUCUGCGAAUAUUCUUAAUUGCCGCUUGCAGCUGAUAAAACAAAUAAGACUGUUUGCAUAGAUAAGUGAUUAAUUGGCUCCUGAUUAAACAUCCGCAUUUGUUUACGAAAUAAUACUCAUUUGCUGAAGGCUGGACGAUAUCAAAACAGCAUAAUUGUUGAGAAUCAAGUUUCAAAUCGGUGGACUUUCCUGAAUGCUCAGCAAGUUGGGAAUUAAGGAUGCGGCCUUGCCAUAUCGGCAACCUCUUCACAAGCCACUAAUUGGCUCUUGAAAUGCACAAAUCUCCUUCAUGAGUGCAUUUAGAGUAAGUAGGUGCAAAUCUAACAUAUAAAAGGCAAAGCGUAGCUCCACACCGCACAGAAAUGGCUCUACAACUGCUUCCUUUGCUGUUUUUGCUUUGUGUGGUCGCCUCUUUGGCCGCCCCUCUGGAGGACGAGAUUCUAGUGAGGGACCGGCGCGCCCCUGACCCGCUGCCUGGCAGAGGUCGGGGAGGCGGUGGCGGUUUCGGAGGCGGAGGCGGCUUUGGAGGGGGCGGCGGAUUCGGAGGCGGCGGUGGCUUUGGGGGAGGAUUUGGAGGGGGCGGCGGAGCCGGCGGCGGCAGAGGGCGCGGCAAUAGGCUAUGCGGAGGGUGCGGCAAAUGAAACUAACCACGCUUUGUCCUAACUAUCUACUUGAAUAAAGACUUAUUCAUU